AUGAUUGCAGACUUCCUCAGCGAACAUAAGACCAUCACCUUCCAGGGAUGCAUGGUCACAAAUCUUUUUCUUGCAUGUUUUCGGGGCAGUGAGAUGGUGCUUAUUGUUGCCAUGGCCUAUGACAGAUACAUUGCGAUUUGCAAACCUCUGCAUUACAUGACUAUCAUGAGCCGGAAGGUGUGUGCUAUUUCUGGUGGGGGUUUCUUGGGCCAUUGGCAUUUACACUCAUCCAGCCAUCUAGCAUUCACGGUUGACCUUCCUUUCUGUGGACCCAAACAAGUGGCCUGCUCUCACUUAUCUGUUUUCCUCCUUUUGCUCAUUUCUUACACUGUCAUCCUCGCCACUGUCCACCGCCAGUCCCCUGGUGGGACAUCCAAGGCCCUUUCCACUCUCUCUGCCCACAUCACUGUUGUGGUUUUGUUCUUUGGCCCAUUAAUCUUUAUCUAUAUUUGGCCCUUUGAAAGCUUCCCAAUUGACAAAUUUAUCUCUGUGUUUUUUACUGUCUUCACUCCCUUCCUUAACCCUAUGAUUUACACACUGAGGAAUAAAGAUGUAAAGGAAGCCAUGAAGAAGCUGAGGAAGCAGCAUGUGGGUUCCAAGGAAGUCUUUUAG
Molecule: messenger RNA, 612 nt
Organism: Phacochoerus africanus (Common warthog)
Lineage: Eukaryota; Metazoa; Chordata; Mammalia; Artiodactyla; Suidae
Product: olfactory receptor 4K1-like
Exons: 2
Coding region: 1-612 (203 amino acids)
Biological process (GO): G protein-coupled receptor signaling pathway
Cellular component (GO): membrane
Molecular function (GO): G protein-coupled receptor activity
Source: RefSeq, a predicted model, not a curated record